This is a messenger RNA of Mesocestoides corti, 2451 nucleotides long. The record is from the annotation of a GenBank genome assembly. Lineage: Eukaryota; Metazoa; Platyhelminthes; Cestoda; Cyclophyllidea; Mesocestoididae.
AUGAGGUGCCCGUACGCCCAACUGAGCCACUUUUAUUCACAAUGUCUAUUUCCGACGUUAUCCACUCAGGCAGAGGAGCUAAAUGCAAUAAUCGGGGACGCCUUCAAAUUGGCCUACGCCAAGCAACGUCUUCAUAAUGAUGGUUUGGCCAACUCCCACCUCCCCGGUCUCUCCAGUCUCUAUGCUAUCGAGCUCCCCCCGGACUUGGAAGACGAAGAAGUAGAAAAGUGUGCUGUCCCACCCCUCCUUAUCCCUCCUCCUCCACCCACCAGUCCACCUCCUCCUCCCAUCUCGUCUGCAUCUCCGCCACUCAACAUGGACGUGGAAAUACGAUGCAACGGGAGAGGCGUUCAGAGACCGACCUCCUACUUUCCUUGUGCUGGUCGGCAAAAGGGGCUGGGAAAUUCUGUGGCACCAACGCACCUUUCAUCUGCCGAGGUUCGACGAAUCACUGCGUUCUGCCUUACAUUAUCCGGCGUCUAUGCUGCGUAUGCUUACCUAGAGCGUUGUGAGGGUGUUCAUUUACGAGGAUCGGGCUGCAUGUGUCCAGCUCCGGAACUUGAUCAAACUUUGGAGGAUUAUAUUAGUAACCCUGUUAUUGAGGCGAAGCUUCUGGUUAGUCGUGCGUUAUCUCUCGCCGCUGACCGUCAACAGAAUCGGUUUCGCUCCUUUAGCGGUAAGCCCUCGUUAGUUUCCUCUGGUCUGCGGCGUCAGUGGUUGGACUCGACAAACGGCGACUCCACGGAUGAGGGCCCUGCUCAAGCGGACAAAAGUGAGAAUUCUGGCGCUCGGCAGCGAGCUCUCUCUGACCCCAAGGCGCCGCCUCACCCACUCCUUCAGCCCAUCCGCCAUAGUGUCGCCUUUUUUGAAUCUCCUCCCGCUCCGAAACUCGCCGAGGAUUUGCAAGCACCGCCACCUCCAUCCAUCCCGAUAGCCUCUGUCUCCAUCAAGGACAAACACCGUGCCAUCUUUGAUUUUCCUUUAGGUGAUCAUCCCAUUUCCUCAACUGCUGCGAGUCCUGUUGUUGUUCUCAAGGCGCACCUCGAUUCUCUCGCUGAAGACGCUAAAAAGCAAGCGAAACAACCUCUCAAAAAACCAGAAACACCCAGUGGGGCAGCAUCUCGGUUUCGCUUGAGACAGGGGGUCGGCGGCGGCAAGAAGAGGCAGUUAGAGCGUCCCCUGUCGCAGAUUAUCUGCCAACUCGACUCGGCACUGCUGCUGAACAAUUCUCCCUCCUUUAGUGUGCAGCCAAGGUCCGAGGAGAGGCUCUCUGCCAUGGAGCCCACUACCUCCAACACCUCCAACAGCCAUUCGGCUUUCGAGGAAGAAGAGGAGAGCGGUGAGCAGCUCUCUUCGAUGAUGGAGCCACCCACUUCGGCGACUGUAGAGAAGGAUUGUGAUGGCGUGGACGGCCCGCCCAUACCCCCAGUCAGGGUGCACUCCCUUCGGAGAGGUGGUGGUGGUAGUUGUGGUGGUGAUUUUCGUCACUCGUCCUCGGGAGCUUCUCCUCACGUAGCACGACGAGGAGUAGCAACGCCUCUGCAAAGUCUCAACAAGUCGCCUGGCGGUGGAGAGGAAACAGCUUGGAAUUUUGAAACGGACACGAAAGCCGACGACUCACCCCGCCGAAAUCUUCGACUCGCCGACGUCUGCCCUGUGCCCAAUGUCACCUACCCCGGUGCUCUGAUGGACCUAGCCACGUACGUCCCUGGCGCCUCGCCAUCACCGGGAGAAGCGGCACCACUCCCUGAGCCCCCUUGUCCGCUUCACGCAGGUCUGGAAUCCCCCUCGGCAGUUUCGGUGAACGGUGGCAAUCAGCAACGCCAGACCAACGCGUGGUGGCCACCGAACGGCAGCCACCAGCCUCUGCAUCGGCCCCGAUUGACCGGGGAGACACCGACGCCCACCGCCACUCCCACUCCGACACCCACGCCUGCACCCCUCAUCCCCCAUCACACCUCUCCCUCCUGGUUUCAGGCCUAUCUACCCCGGGAGGUGGCACUGGAAUUACUCACGCACGAGGAAGCUGGCAGCUUCCUGGUGCGCGACAGCGUGACCCAACCAGGCUGCUGGGCCCUCUCGGUGCGCGUGCCGACCCACGUCAGCUGCGUCGGCAUCACCCACUACCUCAUCCAACACUCAAGGCACGGCGUCAAACUCAAGGGUUUGGAUAAGGAGUGGCCUUCACUGGAGGCCUUAAUCACGCACCUAACCGUGAUGCCCGAGAUGCUGCCGUGCCCCCUUCGCCUGCCAUCCAGCCAUUCCACUGGCUGCCACACUCACCAUUCCUCGAAUCCGACCUUCACGGAAGACGAACAUGAGGGCGGACCAGGCGGUGAGGGGGUGGAGGAGGAGGAUGACGCGGAGUACCAACGAUUGUCCGACUUUUCGUCGAUGCUCGCUGACAUGCAGUCGACGCCGACAGCGGCGGCAUCUCAACUGUUCCGGUGA